AUGCCAUUCCAAUCUCGGUCCAGGAUCAGGAUACUGGUCAGCCUAUUCUUAACAAGCUGCUUCCUCUCAGCGCAGGCCGCUGUUCCCUCAUCAACGUAUGUCGGGCAAGGAACCUCUCCGGAUCCAAAUGAUAAUAUCACUGUUUCCAUUAACGUGCCGAACGACAACUCCAAUUCUCUCUUCUACCACUUCUCUGCACCUGCGGGCCAGACUUGGGCUGCCUUUGGCUUCGGCAGCGGGAUGGCAGGGGCGUUGAUCUUUGUCACAUAUGCUUCGGAGGGUGGAAACAACGUCACUGUCAGUCCUCGUCUUGGGAAGGGCCAUGUCAUGCCCCUACAUACCUCCGAUGUGCAACUGGAGGUGCUGAGCGGCAGUGGUAUCGUCGACGGAUCUUUCGUUGUCAAUGCCAAAUGCUCCAAUUGCCGAAGCUGGGAUGGUGGGAAUAUCGAUGUUAACAGCGACAAUCAAGCCAUGAUAUGGGCCGCUGGGUCAGGAGGCUCUCUGUCCUCCAACGACGUCAACGCUCAAAUUCAAAAGCAUGAGGGCUACAACUUCUUCAACCUGAACCUCAAGCAGGCUACCGGUAUUGGCGGCGUGCCGGUCGUGAGCGCGUCCUCCGACACAGUGAUUGGCGGCGGUCCUGUCGGCGGCGACUUCCGCGGCGCCCCUGGUUUCCACGCAUUCCUCAUGGUCGCUGCCUUCUUGAUCGUCUUUCCGGGAGGAUACUUGUUCCUCCGUGUUUUUGAAAAGGUGUGGCUUCACUGGGGUAUCCAGUCAUUGGCACUGCUCAUGACCAUCCUCGGUAUGGGUGUUGGAAUUGCCAUCAGCAAAAGAGACAAAAUUUCUCCUAAUCUGACCGCCGGUCAUCAAAUCCUCGGGUUCGUGGUAGUUGGCCUUGGGCUUGCCACCUGGAUCGUCGGAUUUGUUGGACAUCGCAUCUACAAGAGGACAAAGCAGCCAGCCAAGAUCAUGAAAGGACAUCGUGUCCUAGGCCCUGCCACAAUAACCUUGGGUCUGGCCAACUGUAUUGUCGGUUUCCGAUUCGCCGAAAAUACCCGCGCAACCAUAGUCUUUGCCAUUGCCAUGGUGUUGAUGUUGAUUUUCGUGGGAACCGUGAUGUUUUUCAAACGCCGCCAGCAGCAGCGGAAAGGGCCUAUGAACACACCAGCUGCGGCUAAUUUCCGCGAGGGUCAGUCUGAGCGGUCUAACUAUACGGGAGAGGCGCCACUGCCUUUAUAUGGUCAAGGGGGCAUUCCCCUGCAAAGCUAUGCCAACAAUCAGGCCCCUCCUGUGUAUCGCUAG
This is a messenger RNA of Cladophialophora psammophila CBS 110553, 1302 nucleotides long. RefSeq lists its product as uncharacterized. The transcript is spliced from 3 exons. The coding region runs from base 1 to 1302 and encodes 433 amino acids. NCBI's taxonomy places the organism in Eukaryota, Fungi, Ascomycota, Eurotiomycetes, Chaetothyriales, Herpotrichiellaceae. The record is from RefSeq and is a predicted model, not a curated record.